AUGUGCUGGCGUCGAAUGGUCAAGGCGGACGGGCAGGAUCUUAAUACCUAUCUGUUGGUGCGAAAGGACGAGCCGGGGGAGGUCAAGGAGGGCGCGGAGGUCUCGGCUUCCCCCGCCGUGUUUGGUUUCGGGGCCUCCCAGGGGAGCACGUCCACGGCGGGGUUUGCGACCUCCACCCCGACCCCGGCCGGGGGGUUUAGUUUUGGCUUUGGACAGGGAAAUGGGGCCUCGCCGGCCCCACCAGCGCCGUCGACGACCUCGUCGACGGGGUUUUCAUUUGGCUUUGGGGGAACCCCGGCCGGUGGCAACUCGACCACGGCGGUCGACUUCGGGCUUUCGAAGCCGGGCGCUCCAUCGGUUUCCACAGGAUCUGGGGCGACGCCUACCGCGGACGGGAAGGAACCCGCCGUCGAUGAAAGCGCGGUGGCCGUAAUGCCUCUGAAGCCUUCGGAGGUGUACUUUACGUUAUGGUCGAAGGCGCGUGUCCAGGAGAUGAUAAAGGAGAUCAAGUCCGGUAGUCGUUUAGUACGCGAUAAUUUCACCCUCAAGUCCCCAACAGGUUCCGAAUUGAAGAUCAAACUGGUGAUGGAAAACGACCGUAAGGACAAGGUUGGGGACACCGUCCGGCAUCUUAUUCUAACCCGACUUUUCUCAAAGCAAGACCCUGAGGUGGGGGCGAUCAUCGAUUGGAUUGAUGCGUGCCCUGUGUUUGAUGAAGGGCUUGUAGCUGGCUUGCAAUCUUUUCGAAAGCGCUACGUCAGCCAGCGGGCGUCUUCUUCUGAACUGUUUGCUAAUCUGUUUGAUGCUUAUCAUGUGCAAAUCCAAGAAGAACUAGAGCGAAUUGUCGCGAUUCGAGCUAAAGCGGCAAAGUCGGAAUUAGAUCAGCUCAAUUCUAUUAACAAACAGCUGAUGGAAGGGAAGUUGGCGGAAAAGAGUACUUUCCGCCUACUCAAGUAUUACCCUAAGAAUGACAUUCAAAAAUUUCGCCCCUAUAAAAAGAUAGGAGGAAUUUCGGAGAUGGGUGAAUAUGUGGAUGUGUGUGAACCGCCAGCGCAUGAAAAUAUCAACCCCUUUACUGGUAAACCAAUGUGA
Phytomonas sp. Hart1 is the source of this 1092-nucleotide messenger RNA. The record is from the annotation of a GenBank genome assembly. NCBI's taxonomy places the organism in Eukaryota, Euglenozoa, Kinetoplastea, Trypanosomatida, Trypanosomatidae.